Ciona intestinalis (vase tunicate) is the source of this 1915-nucleotide messenger RNA. RefSeq lists its product as uncharacterized. NCBI's taxonomy places the organism in Eukaryota, Metazoa, Chordata, Ascidiacea, Phlebobranchia, Cionidae. The record is from RefSeq and is a predicted model, not a curated record.
GAGAAUCUUUAUUUCUGUUUGUUGAUUUUUUUGUGGUUUGCCGCAACAUCGGCAAACAAUUCAUCAAAUUUCUACCCAACAAGCAGUGCCAAUAUACAAGAUUGUCCUCGUAGUUGUGCCAUUCGUUUAAUUAGGACCGCAAAUGGGAGAAAGGUUGAUUCAUAUCACACCUGUAUGAACGAAUGUACAGGAAGUUGGCCGCUUUUACCAGGAGGCAACUGUAGCAUCCAAGCUGGUGUUGUGGACUCUAAUUCCAACAACGUUUGUACACCAAUAAGUGUGAAUAUAUCUCAAAUUGAAUUUCAGUUGGCUGAAGAAACCUCCUUUUCAGGUUCCUCCAACGAUUUAGAUUCGUUUGUUGAGGUGAUCAAACCAGCUUCGAUGGUGGGGUACGCCGUUGUAUCGUGGCUACCGUGCCCAAGUGGGCUGAGGGGUGUCACUGGAUUUCAGGUUCUCAUACAACGCAUAGAAGGAACACAAGAGGAUACAGAAUGCCAUAAUGUCACACUCAGACGAACCUUACAAGAAGGGGAUGCCCAGAUUCGCCUAAGUGUGUUAUCUUACCUUUUUUUAACACCAGCCAGUGAAUACAGGGUUGAAAUUCGUAGUUUGCCCAUCACACCUAACAGCGGUUAUGUUUCGAAAACAUUCAAUUCAAAAAGUUGUUUAGAGUUGAAUCGAAAUUUUAAAGAUGAGAAUGGAAUUCCCACUAACUGCGAAUGCGGCGAAACUUUGGACUCAUUACCACCCCCUACAGUGACUGUAGAAGGCUACAGUGUUACAAUGUCAAUCCCAGUGGUACCAAGGUGUUACUUUCCCGGAGGGUACUUUUUCUAUGAGGAUCGACUUGCAUUCUGGCAAGAAGGGAAUCUUGGUUGUGGUGUUCCUAGGGUAUUCUUGAGCGGCAAAAGCGUCAUAAGUGAUAUAUUCGCGUAUAACAAUACUCGAUCGUUCAGUGGAACAAGUUAUACGUUUAGUCCCGUCUACAACUCUAUUGGUGGUCGAUCGUACACUGGUUAUUCCAGAAGCGAUUUCUUUGGCGCGCCCAUAUACUCAAGAUACAUCAACUUUACCAUUACAGCUUGGGAGCCACCCCGUCCAAUUAUACAUACUUUAACCAAUGGUAUGGUUGACGUAACGUUUGAACCAGCCAACUCUUCCUAUCAUAUCAACCAGUAUAUGGUACGUUUGAAUAAACAUCAGCUGGAGAAUACAACUAUACUUGAAGAUAGGAAUAUCUCAGCUAGAUACGUAGAAGAUGGUUUUCUUACAGUUAGAUACGCUGACCUAGAACCAGGUGUUUAUAGUGCUCAGGUACGCGAAAUUCGACAAGAAGUACAAUUCGUAAAGUAUCUACAUUUUUCUCCAAACUACGUGUUAUUUGCUGACGCUGAGUACGGACCAUUGGAAACUUUUACUGUUUCCUCUGUGCCCUCAACACAGAGUUAUUUCAACAGGGAUCUUUUUAACUCUUUCUACGGUAAACUCAUCAUAUUUAGAGGGUGAAUGAGCUACCAAUCAAAAUUCACAAAUCAGUUGUUGGGACAAAAAUUGUGCCAAUUGUAGUACUUUACCAGACAUUGAACAACUCGACACUUACCCAAACAUUGAAAGAGCAUACAAAAAAGUUUAAGAACCACUGAAAACGUUUAAGAACCAGCUCAAACAUCAAGCCCUUUUGACAGAUUAGACGUCAAUUGAAUGAAUUUAACUUACGUUUCCGUGUGGCAAGGCAGCGACAGUCGUUAUAAGACGGAUGUCCUGUUCCCACUUUGUGCCUGCUUACUAAUUACCAAAUGUGUCUAACCAAAACUUUGUUAUUACGUACCCAGAUAUAAACCUUAUACAGAAACAGAGCAAUAUAUAUUAUAUGUCGUGAAAAUAAUUAACCAAUAAACAAAUCAUUGGGAAUGUC